This is a messenger RNA of Racocetra fulgida, 419 nucleotides long. NCBI's taxonomy places the organism in Eukaryota, Fungi, Glomeromycota, Glomeromycetes, Diversisporales, Gigasporaceae. The record is from the annotation of a GenBank genome assembly.
CUGAAUCUACAUCUGCAUCUACUUUAGCUAUAGCAAAUUCUUCAUCCACAUCUAAUUUAGUAGCUUCAACUUCAUCUGCAUCCAAUGAAAGAGUAUUUACUAGUGCUAGAAAAACAAAAUCAUCUGAUGUGACAGAGGCAGUAAAACGUUUCAAUAAUAGAUCUGAUGAUAACAAUGAUAAAUUUGAAUUAUUAGAUCCCGAUAGUGAUAUAGAUGAAAGUAGUGAAGGUGAAUUAAUUGAAAGCGAUAAUGAGAAUGAAGCCAUGGAAUUGUCUGAAUCAGAAUCGGAAUUCACAACCGAAAGUGAUACAGAUAGUGAAAAAAUAUUAAAGAGUUGGGAUUUAAAGAUGAAGACAAAGAUUUCAUUCUCAAGAUCGGCUAAAAUAGGAAAUUCAAGUGGAAUUAGUGUUAAAAAGUGA